Molecule: messenger RNA, 981 nt
Organism: Abrus precatorius (Indian licorice)
Lineage: Eukaryota; Viridiplantae; Streptophyta; Magnoliopsida; Fabales; Fabaceae
Exons: 6
Coding region: 1-981 (326 amino acids)
Source: RefSeq, a predicted model, not a curated record
AUGCAAUGCACAAAGCUUUUAUUGUUGAUGCUUUUUCUUGCGGCGUGCGUGGGGUCAUGCAAGGCUUGGGGUGAUGAUGUGGUUGAAGAUGCCAAAACCAAAGCAGAGGAGACCAAGCAGUUUGCCGCAGCAGCAGAGCAUGAUGCCGAGGAAAAGACCCACUCUUGGGCCAAUAGGGCCCAUGACAAGUUCUCCGAAAGUUUCGAGGACGAAAGGAAUCACGAGAUUCAAGACAUGAAGUACAGUGCUGAAGAUGCUGCCUCAAGGGCCACUGAGACAAUGAAAUCUGCAGCAUCAGGAGCUUCGGGGUAUGCUUCUCAAAAGGCUACCGAUGCUAAGGAAGCAAUUUCAGGAGCCGUGAUCAUCAGAAUGCCAAUAGAUAGGACCAAUGAUGCAAAAGAUACAAUAAGAGGAAUCAUAGGUCAGGCCAGGGAAAGAAUGGCAGAUACCUAUAAUGAUGCUAAACAAAAAAUUCACACGGCUUCAGACAAGGCUUCAAGUAUGGCACACAAUGCCAAAGAUAACAUAGCUGAGUCCAUUGAAUAUGGGAGAGAGCAAGCAGCCAAUGUCUAUGAGCAGGGUAAGCAGAAAAUAAACAUGGCUGCAGAUACUGCAUCAGAAAAAUUCUCUGAUGCCAAGGACAAAGCAAACGACGUUUAUGAUGAAUCUAGGCAUAAGAUAAAUCACAUGGUCUCGGAUCAUGCUAAUGAUGUCAAAAAUAAAGUAAAAGGAGCAGUGGAUUGUGGAAGAGAUGUGGCCGCCAAUGAUGUUAAAGAUAAAAUGGGUGCGACAAUGGGGCAUGGAAGGGACAAAGUAGCAGAAACUUUUGACCAGGCGAAACAUAAGGUGGGUGAAACAUACUUGUCAGCAAAGAAUACCAUGACUGAAGAGGCCAAAGCUAAGUACGAGGCUGCAAAGGAGAAGGCUUCGGAGGCCACAGGAGAUGUUGGAGCUAAGAUGAGGAACACCCCAGACUUAUGA